Camelina sativa (false flax) is the source of this 513-nucleotide messenger RNA. The record is from RefSeq and is a predicted model, not a curated record. NCBI's taxonomy places the organism in Eukaryota, Viridiplantae, Streptophyta, Magnoliopsida, Brassicales, Brassicaceae.
ACAAAAUAUAAUACACAUGCAUUACAAAAAUUCUUGAUCUUUUUUUUUUGUUCCAAAUGUCAUCGCAGCUGUUGACGUUCUUUCUCCUUCUAUCUGCUGUGGCGAUUCCUGUCGUGACUAGCUACAGACAAUGGUGUAUGCCGUUACCAACUGCGACAGACAAACAGUUACAAGCUAAUAUAGAUUAUGUUUGUGGUGGCCAGAAUGUUGACUGUACACCGAUUCAGCCCGGUGGAAGUUGCUAUGAACCUAAUAAUGUACGAGACCAUGCGUCGUAUGCCAUGAACGCUUACUAUCAUAGUCAUGGUCGUAUCGAAAGUGCUUGCAAGUUCGCCAAAACGGGCUGUUUUGUUUUUGUCGACCCAAGUCACGGUUCAUGUGUCUACUACACUUGAAGAAGUUUUUCUUUUUUAAAAUAUUAUAUGAAAAGUGCUUAACGUACUCAUCGCUUUAUCUUCGUAUUGUUGUAUCCCCAAACUAAAGAUAAAUAAUAUAAUUAAGGUUUCAUAAAAA